AUGAGAUAUUUUCUAUACUCUGUUCUUGCAGUCUGCCUGUGCAGUGUUCUGGCAUAUGACUUCAGCUAUCCUAAGAGAUAUAAUGUUGAAGUUGUGUGUGAGAACGCCGAGGCUCAGAAGUACAUCAGGAUCGGUGAGAAGUACUACUUUAUAGGAAUAGCGAAAACGGUUAGCUGGUUCGAAUCAGUACACAUUUGCCGUAAAUUUGGUGGAGAUUUGGCACUGAUUGAAACGGCCGAAGAGAUGAAUGCUAUAUCAAACUAUCUAAUGAAAGAGGGCUAUGAUAAAAAUGAUAGGCUUUGGAUAUCGGGCAACGAUCUUAUUACAAAUCAAAAGUUCAUGUCUAUAACAAACGGAUUGCCAUUGGCAUUUACAUCUUGGUCUAAUCAUCAGCCCGACAAUCCCGGCAUCGAGCAAUGUGUACAUUUAUGGCUCAAAGAAUCUGCUUUCCGAAUGAACAACUGGAUCUGCACUCAUAAGGCGAAUUACCUAUGUCAGAGACAGAACUACACACGCUGUCGAGACAUCUAUUAA
Molecule: messenger RNA, 534 nt
Organism: Drosophila montana
Lineage: Eukaryota; Metazoa; Arthropoda; Insecta; Diptera; Drosophilidae
Product: C-type lectin 37Db-like
Exons: 2
Coding region: 1-534 (177 amino acids)
Molecular function (GO): signaling receptor activity
Source: RefSeq, a predicted model, not a curated record